Diaporthe citri is the source of this 987-nucleotide messenger RNA. RefSeq lists its product as uncharacterized. The record is from RefSeq and is a predicted model, not a curated record. Lineage: Eukaryota; Fungi; Ascomycota; Sordariomycetes; Diaporthales; Diaporthaceae. The coding region runs from base 1 to 987 and encodes 328 amino acids. The transcript is spliced from 2 exons.
AUGGACACAGCACCACCCGAGAGGUCACAUCUGUUCUUCCAAUACCUCCGUGAAGCAGAUUGGCACACCAGGCAUCAGUACAACCCAACCGAAAGACCUGAACACGCACUUUUCGAAUCCAUCAUCCCAAACCAGCAGCAAAACCAGCAGCCAAUCUACCUCGGACUUCUGGUUCCCGAGCAUGGUUCAAUGUCAAUCGGCCUCUUGGCGCACCCCUCCCCGAUGAAUGCUACGGUGUGCCCAGAAGAUGAGGAACGGAUGACGGCGCUGUUUGCGGGAGAAGGAGUUCGGCUCAUUCCACCGCACGUCCUCGGUGCGAUCAUCAACAGCCGGGGGAGAGUGUGUCCGGGAAAUGAGAGGAUGUAUGCGCAGUUGGGGACGGUGAUGGUGCGCCCCAACAGCCUCACAGGGUGGUUCAGGACCAACUUCGUGUUCGCAGCGGAGAUCGACGAACAUGGGAAGGCCGCUCUGCUCUGGAUGAUGGAAAGGUUUGGUUACCCAAGCUCCGAUCCCCACGACCCGAGGCUUCAAACAUAUCCCGUGUUCGACCUUCGCACCCUCGUAAACAUACCGGCAGACCGAAAUCACCCUCAAGUCCUCUUGGAACUACACUGCGGCGAAGCGGGUUGGCGCGAGAGGAGCAAAGCAACAGACUAUGUAGGGGUGGGACUCACCCGCCUCAUGUACUACGCCAGCCCAAAGCCUGUUCACUUUACUACCUUGAACGACAGAAACAUUUGGAGGAACAGGAACAGGGAACAGGAACAGAGAGCAGGAACAGAGAGCAGGGACGAGAGCAGGGACGAGAGCAGGGACGAGAGCAGGGACGAGAGCAGGGACGAGAGCAGGGACGAGAGCAGGGACGAGAGCAGGGACGAGAGCAGGGAACAGAGUGAUCCAACCGGCUUGCGCCGAAUGGCAAACGAGCCCGGUAGUCCUGGCCGAUGGGAGAAAUGCGACGAGUACCGUAGACCUAGAACCAUGUAG